UUUAAAGCAAAAACUAAUAACUUGUUACAUUUUCCGGACAGCCAGCAUUUCACAACAUGAACACAACCAAAGACAGCUCACAGCCCUGGUCUAUUGUAAUUUGUUUCCAAUUUAGCAAUUCUGUCAGCAUUUGGCUGGUAAAAGUUUCCUUUUUUCACCAAUCAUAUCCGGUAAAUCGGAAGCUUUUUCACCCCUGGGGUCCCUUUACAUGCCAGAAUGGAGUCUCUUCAGUGGGUAAUAGACCUUCUACAGAUCACAAUGGAUCCUCUACAAGGAAAAAUGUACCAUCUCCAGGCUGACUUGUCGCUCCGUGAUGAUAAAUAAUUAUCUACAUUCCAGAAUGGGCCCUCUACAACCUGUGUGACCCAUCUAGGUGCAACCAAUCUAGGAUGAUGAACACUUAAGGCGAUAGUGGGCUCUACGGGCCUGAAUAACAUAUAUACAGACCAGAAUGAGUCAUGCGCAGGGAAGAAUGGUCUCAACAGUCAAUGAUGGAUCACCUAGUAGUAAUAACUGGCACAUGGAUAAAGUGCUUCCACGUCGAUCCCAAACAGUCUAAGGGUUCUUGGAAACUAAAGAUAAUAAACCCGAUUAAUGUGCUCAAAGAGCCCCGACGGGUUGACCAGGAGUCAUAAUAACCAAUCCCGGUCGUGCGGACAAGGACCUUCGAAUGUCAUUAAGAACACCUCCUGCACCAAUCCCUGGAACAAUUCAUGGUUCCCAUGCUCGCCAGAGUUCGUAGCUGGUGAUAUUGCGCCAGAGGCUGAUGAGAAGACACUGGUUAUAUGGCAUCGGAUAGGCUCGCAGUUCAUACAGAUCCUCACGUGCCCACUGUUGGAUCACUGACGCGUACAUCCUGCGCACGGGUUCGUAGAAGACAUUGGCGAGAGAACCGCCUUCUGGUUGCUCGGGAUGUACGUGAGAUGGCGCAGGGGUGGGGCGCCCACCUGAAAACCAUUAUGUUGCGUGCUAGUCGUGGUUAUUCAUCUUGCAACGAUGAAUGUGUGGGCGGCGCCGCCGGCCGCCUUUGUCGCUGUGUUGGAACGGCAUCGGAUUGUGCAACAGGUUUGGCUGACAUUUUCUCCAACUCGUCGGCUGAGCGAGGGUCGGUCGCCUCAGGAUGACUGGGGGCCGUAACCCGAGGCGCGUCCUAUUACGGACUGGUCCUGGCGCGUGCUUUCUUUGUAUGACACGGGUAAAGGGCCUCGGUCAAACACCAGGGGCCCAUUUACCUAAUGCAAAUGGAAACGGCACAGCGAUGUCACCGGUAGCUCGCGUCAGGCGGGCCCUUUGACUACGUCAUGGACCUCGAUGGGAGCACGAACACUCCGGCAACUGAUAUAUACUCCGGCAACGGCAACUCUGGCUGCUCAGGGGCUCGCUGGAAACUCAGAGCAUGACUGGAAAUCGCGUGGAGCCCCGAAAGAGACCUCUUCCCGUGGGCCCGGAAACCCUCAUGGGCUGUUGGUUUUGAACCUGGAUUUCCGGGAAUUUCAAAACGGGGAAUCCGAGGAAGAUGUCCGAUGAGUCUCUAGAUGGCUCCAUAUCAAGACCCUUUUCGGGGUGCCCGGCUUAAAACACAGAUGACCAACGGAGGCCUUGAUGUCAACACCAUGGCACCUCUCUGCUGAAAUGCAUACCUACGAAAAAAAACGGAGCCCUUGAUCGACCAGGGGAAUCCGGCGAGAUAACUUAAAUCCGCGGAUCGAGAUGGAAGGUGCCGACUGCUGAUAUCGCAAUGCAUGGACGCUGGACGGGAACCUGAGUGUCGGCGUUCUGCUGAUGCUGAGACCAGGUGAUCGGCAUCCAUUUGUUUUGCUAAUUUGAGCGUGGUUGGAUGAUAUCGGAGAAUUACUAGAAACCAUGAAAAAAGAGAAAUCGCGGGUACAGUGGACAAACCAUCAUCUUUUGAGUACAAACAGCAAACUCAUGAUGCGACCGUGUGGUUCAAAUCUGACUUUUGCUAUGAUAUAAAAGUCAAUGGCAAAUGGGUUGCGUCUCUGAAAUAAUGUGUAUACGUUUCCUGAGUCCAUCUCCAAUGAAUCGGAACGCACAGACAAAGAAAUUGGUGUUACCUGUUGGCUUUGCCGCAGUCAUGUCUCGCGUGGUCUGCAUUGAUGACCUUAAGCAGGCGGCACUGGCCCGUCUGGACAAGAAGGCCCUGGGCUACUACAACAGCGGGGCUGACGGAGAGCAGACGCUGAGGGACAACGAGGCCGCGUUCCAACGGUACCGCCUGCGUCCACGCUGCAUGGUGGACAUCUCCACCAUUGACCUGACCCACACGGUACUGGGUCAAGAGGUCAGCAUGCCCAUCGGCGUGGCACCGACUGCCAUGCAGGCGAUGGCGCAUCCCGAGGGCGAGUGCGCGACCGCCAGAGCGGCGGAGGAGAUGGGGGCUGUGUUCGUCCUGAGCAGCGGGUCAAACAAGAGCAUAGAGGAGGUGGCAGACGCAGCGCCACGUGCCAUCAAGUGGUGCCAGCUGCACAUCUUUAAAGAUAGGUCGACGACAGUGAAGAUGGUUCAGCGGGCGGAGCAGGCCGGCUUCUCGGCCAUCGUGCUCACCGUGGACGCUCAGGUGUUCGGUAAAAGGCUGGCCGAUGCCAGGAACGGAUUUCAGAGGCCUCCACACCUCAGAUUGGGCAACUUUACAUCGGACGUCGACAAGGCAUGCCAUCGGGGAGACAAUGAGUACGUGGAGGCCUUGUUCGACUUGUCGGUAACGUGGGACGACCUCAGCUGGCUGUGCAGCGUCACUCAGCUGCCGGUGCUCGUCAAGGGCGUGAUGACGCCAGAGGACGCCGCCGCCGCCGCCGACCGCGGCGCCAGCGGCGUCAUCGUCUCCAACCACGGCGGCCGCCAGCUGGACGGCAGCCUGGCGACGGUGGACGCGCUGGGCCCGAUGGUGGCCGCCGUCGGUCACCGCUGUCCCGUCUUCAUGGACGGCGGCGUGCGGCGCGGCACCGACGCGCUCAAGGCGUUGGCGCUGGGCGCGCGCAUGGUGUUCGUGGGCCGGCCGCUGCUCUGGGGCCUGGCGUACGACGGACAGCGCGGCGCCCGGCUGGCGCUGCAGAUGCUGCACAGCGAGCUCCAACAGGCCAUGGGACUCUGCGGUGUUACGAAGGUGGCUGAUGUAACUGAAGACGUUUUCGAGCAAUCAGAAGCGCUCACAGCUGUAAUGCAAGAGACCCAAGAACCAUGACCAACUGGUGAUGUUCCCACAUCUGCAGCACGCUGACGUCUGUUUUAGGGAUCUGCACAUCCUACCUGUUAGAUAAUUCAUGAGACGACAAGGACCGUGACGCUUCGAUGAUGGAAUAUGGGAUUUAUUACAGAAUGGGGUAGUGGUAUGUUAUUUGUCAGCUCAGUUGUGGUUGCCUGGGACUAGAGCUAUGAACUUGUGGGCAAUAGGAUGUGCUCGAUACGCAGUUCUCCGUGUUUAGCAAUGAUGUGUUUUACAGGUACCACGGAGGUGGCGAGUGGUAACCGAAAAAAGUCCUAGCGAAAUUGGAGCGAUCACAGGUGUGCCACACGGGGCUAAAAAAAACAUUGAAAAAGGCCAAACAUUCAGCACGUAAAAGCUAAGCAAUGUUUUAUGAACAUGGAAGGCAAGCUGUUGCGUAGUUCAAAACACACCAGAACAGUGAUGCGCGAACAGGAAUGAUAAUGUGUACUGUGCAAUGGUGCAAUGGUGCUCCAUUCGUCAAUAAAUAGGGAC
Messenger RNA from Pollicipes pollicipes, 3718 nucleotides. Its product is annotated as peroxisomal (S)-2-hydroxy-acid oxidase GLO3. The transcript has 6 exons. Gene Ontology annotation, biological process: fatty acid alpha-oxidation. Gene Ontology annotation, cellular component: peroxisomal matrix. Bases 1988 to 3202 code for a protein of 404 amino acids. Gene Ontology annotation, molecular function: FMN binding; (S)-2-hydroxy-acid oxidase activity. NCBI's taxonomy places the organism in Eukaryota, Metazoa, Arthropoda, Thecostraca, Pollicipedomorpha, Pollicipedidae. The record is from RefSeq and is a predicted model, not a curated record.